AUGGCAGAAGAAGAUAGUGAUGCCUUAUCCCUCCAAGGCGAUGAAACUAUCACCGAGCCGCCUCCCUUUGACCCUGAUCUUUAUGAUCCUGACGAACCAACCACCCCCUCGAACUUCGACCUAAGGAAACCCACUGCGAAAAAGGUUAAUGACGCUAUUAGCUGGGCUACCAACUAUUACUGGGAACGCAAACGGAGCCCUCAUGAUAUAUGGCAAUGCCUUAUUGACGACUUUGCCGACUGGAACCAUAGCCAUUUUAACCGCUCGAGAAAGGCCAACCUCCGUGACUUCCGCGAUACCCUCCGUGCAAAGGGGGUCUAUAUCAGAAAGGAAGACCGGUUCCCAAUUGUUAAUGCCAUUAUGGAAGCCGUGUCUUCUCCGGGCUUCCCCACAUGGCCGGACAACGAUCCACAGCGCCCUCCACGAUCCUCCACACCCCCACCGAGUCCAUCAAUAACGAAGCCUGUCACGGCACCGACCCGAGAACGACCUAAAACAGCCCAACCAGAGGUCAUUAUAGCCCCUAAGACAGCAGUACCUACCACAACUCGCACGUCUGGAGGCGUCGAUACACCUCCCCCGGUGGUCAAUACACCACAGUCAUGGGGGUCCCUGGCUGGGGAAGGGCGAUCACCUUCUUCCUCAGACGGUGAAGUGCCCCCUGACCUACUCAGACGCCUAGACAGCCUCACCAAAGGCUAUCAGGAAAGUGACAAAUUCUCAGGCCGAGAAUAUGACUUCCUCUUGACCAAAGUCAACAUGUUUAUUGAUAAAUGCAAACGGAUUGACUAUCCGCGAGACCAGCUCGCUCGGGCCGUCCCAGUCAUGCUCACAGGACCAGCAUACCGGUACUAUCUCAACAAUCUAGCUAACAAAGGAAAAAGUUAUAACGACCUCAUCCACGCCCUCCAAAAGAGGUACGAAACAGAGGCAAUUCGAGACCGAUACCUCCGCGAGUGGGAAAGCCUUAAUCUCGCCGCGAUUGUCAACCAACAUCGUGACAAACGUCUCUCAUCCUGCCUUGAGAUCCUCACGGAGAAGAUACAACUGCUUCACCAGGGCCUCUUCCGACCUGGUGAUACGGGCUUCAAUAGCAUGAGGGAUAAGCUCAAGAUUGCCGCUUCUAAGACCCCGGCUUGCAAGGUGCCGUUAAUGAAGCCGGCAAAGACCUUUGAAGACCUUGCCGCCGAGCUCCAGCAAGCUAUCGCUGUCCACGAGGAAAUAACGCCCCAGCCAGCAGAAGUCUUUUAUACUGAUCGCGCUUUCAAACGCGGUGGAGGAAACGCCUCAAAUUAUAACCAAAAAGGGCAGUUCCUGAACCACCAGAAGAAGUGCUACGUUUGCCGCCAACCUGGCUGCUGGUCGACCAAGCAUAGCGACCAAGAACGCUCCCAAGCUCGAAAUUCCUGGCUCCAAAAGAAGCACCCAACGCCUCCAACGGCCAAGAGGUAUCAAGCGUUCCUAACUGCCUUUGAGGGUGAAGAUAACGAUGAGGAUACCGCCCUCCUUGACGAAAUGUAUAGACAGAAUUCCUUUAAUGAUGCCAACAGUGACGAUGAUGACAAUGACGAAUUCCUCCCUGUCGGCAGCAGUAACAUGUUUGCUAGUACGGGUACUAUUACCCAGAAUUUCUUAGCCACGGCAGCAAUUCCACAGCCAGUGGAAAUCCUCGCUGGUUUGAGAGACCAAGCGUUCAAGCAUGCCCUAUUGGCUGAAGAUCCCUAUUUUAUAAAAGAACCAAAAGAGACUGCUAUUUUCAUCUCUGAGGAAAGAUAUUCUGACCAUAUCUUUAGAGGCAUCCUGCCUGAUACCGGCGCCGCCGGUACAUCCAACGCAGGCAUGCCACAGGUUAGAGCCUUAAUGAGGAUAAUGCCGUCACUAAAGAUUAAAGACGCACCAGCAACAACGAUCUAUUUUGGUGCAGGAUCAGCCUUAUCAAUCGGCAUCAUUAGAGUACCAACAGUAUUCGGAAAUAUCACCUUCCAUGUACUGCCGACCGCCACUCCUUUCCUGUUCUCCAUCACAGAUAUGGAUAGGAUGUAUGUACGAUUGGAUAAUCUCACCAAUCGCCUUAUCCAAGGAGACAUCACUGUGCCUGUUAUCAGGCAAUGGGGCCAUCCCUGGUGGCUCCUCGAGCCAGCAGCUUCCGCAGCCUUCCACCUCACAGAAACGCAGCUUCGGCAACUACAUCGCCGCUUUGGACACCCGUCUGUUGAGAGACUAUCAAGAAUCUUAACAAAAGUCGGGGAAGAAUAUAGUAGUGACGUUCUUAAGCGACUGACUGAUAUCUGCCACCAUUGUCAAAUGAACGGAAGAGCCCCAAGCCGCUUUAAGUUCACCCUUCGAGAUGAUCAUGAGUUUAACCAUGAGAUUAUUGUGGACAUCUUCUUUAUUAAUGGCCAACCAGUCCUCCAUGUUAUUGACUCUGCAACUGCCUUCCAAGCUGCUAAGUUUCUUAAUAAUAAAGAACAAAAGGCAAGGGAUCUUUGGGAUGCCAUUAUGGCCUGUUGGAUUAACACGUACCUUGGGCCUCCCGAAUGGAUAGUUCAUGACGCUGGAAAGAACUUUAGCUCGGCAGAAUUCAAACAGUAUGCCAAAGGCCUGUAUAUGUAUUGGCAAGGCAGAAAGAUAUCAUGGCCCUCUCCGCCGUGCAUAUCAGAUAAUUGA
Pochonia chlamydosporia 170 is the source of this 2667-nucleotide messenger RNA. RefSeq names its product polyprotein. The record is from RefSeq and is a predicted model, not a curated record. The transcript has a single exon. The coding region runs from base 1 to 2667 and encodes 888 amino acids. NCBI's taxonomy places the organism in Eukaryota, Fungi, Ascomycota, Sordariomycetes, Hypocreales, Clavicipitaceae. Gene Ontology annotation, molecular function: nucleic acid binding.